GGGUCAAAUGAUGGUGAGGACAAGGCUCAAUGGCGCUCUAUAUAUCUGCUCUCGAUGAAUGUUCGAGCCUCAAAGCAUCUGUAAGCAUCUACGGAUGGGUCGCCCCAUGCAGUUAGAUGCCAUCAUAUGGCGGGGUACAGAGGCGGGGUCAUCCGCUUCUCUGACCAGUUCUUCGGACUCCCUCCAAAACAUCUCGGACUUGCCCCAAGUCCUGUCUCUGCUCAUGUGACGGCGACACAGGUUUGCAUCGAGAGCGCUUUGAUCAAGAAGACACUCGAGUGCACGGAAGGAACAUCUGCCAAGAGCAAAGAACCAGCCCCCUCCUUCCCCCAUCUUCGUACCUGUCAGCCAUCGAACUGUGUUCAACCGACCAUAACCUAUCUUUCUUCCUGCUUCCGAGUGUUCUCUCUAGAAAAUGAUAGGUUAUACGGCAAUAAGCAUACGUGGGCCGCGAGAAAGCGAAGAGGCUUGAAAGUAAACAUGUAUAAGCUUAUCUCGUCACAGCAUGAGAAAGGCUGUUAUCGCAUACCAAGCGAGGUCUGUGCGGCAGACACCAAAUCGCCACUUGGGACUUGCACAUUUCCUUCAAUCAUCACAGGAAGAGUGCUCUCUUGCGACGAUACUGCUUGGCAACAUGUUGGCUGUUCGAUGGUUCAACUCCCCACGCUCUGAAUGGGUCGACCCUUGCGAAGAACAUUGAUUAUUGCGACACUCGCCAGACGUGGUGGCUUCAUUUAGCU
This is a messenger RNA of Aureobasidium subglaciale EXF-2481, 740 nucleotides long. RefSeq lists its product as uncharacterized. The transcript has a single exon. NCBI's taxonomy places the organism in Eukaryota, Fungi, Ascomycota, Dothideomycetes, Dothideales, Saccotheciaceae. The record is from RefSeq and is a predicted model, not a curated record. The coding region runs from base 127 to 672 and encodes 181 amino acids.